Molecule: messenger RNA, 1409 nt
Organism: Chara braunii
Lineage: Eukaryota; Viridiplantae; Streptophyta; Charophyceae; Charales; Characeae
Source: the annotation of a GenBank genome assembly
UCGGAUUGUCAAUCAGUAACCUUAACAGCCGAUCUGUAUCACGACAGCAAUUCCAUCCCAAAUCACCUACAACACCAGCUGCGGCAGGGCUGCGGCAGGGCGCCGGUUUCACUCAGACGAAAGACUAAUUUCGUUGGACGAAGUCGGUCAUGCAGAUGCAGAUGGAGGAUACAGAUAUGGAACUCCAUAUCCCGUUACAGUCGGGAUCGGUUCAAACGGACGUCGGAGGGGCAGGUCAGGCCCUAUCUGAUGGCACACCGCAGACAGAAGGCUUAUCCUGGGGAGGGUUUGCCCCCUUCUGGGCAGGCAGACCACGGGGAACCGGAAGGCUGGAGUCCGGAGCAGAAGGGCCCACGGGCCAGGAUCGCAUGAGACCCCCACAAGAUCGUGGAGCAGGGUUGAGAGGGACAGCGGGGACAGCGGGGAGGGGUGCCCAAAAAGGGAAAGGUCGGGUUCCGGCCAAUAGCGAGUUCAGUGCGCGUCAACCCCCCAGUCGACAGUUUUUAAACCCAAAGGAAGAUUGGUUUCCGGUAGAUGGCUAUGACUCAGAUAGCGAUGAGGAAGGUAAGGGAGGGGGUAGAUCUGGUGGAGAGGCGUCAACGGAAAAUCCUGGGAACGGGAAUGCCACUGAGUCUGUCGAUAAUGAGGUUGAGCAGGUUAGGAAGAUGCUCGAUAAGUGUUUCGACCGCAUGAUUAUUCCGGACAUGUCCAAGUUUGCCAAGUUCGAGCGCAAGGGCAAUACAGUCAGUAUGACUGUAUCCCCUGCAGUCAGACGGGCACAAGUGGAAUGGAUGAAAGACAACGCUGUCGUUGUCUUCUUUCAGGGUAACUUCAAGUCAGUCUCGGCGGACAGGAAAGAGCAAUGUAUCAGAAAUUUUGAGGACUCGAUACUGCCGCAGAACAUGCACCACAAAGAAAGAGGUAGAGUCCACCAGGAAGGUAGGAACGUCAUGUCAAACUUUCCCAGAGACAAAAAGCUCAUUGAACUGAUGUUGAGCAUGAAGAACCACAAAAUCAAGGUGGACGGUACCACGUAUAAACUAACCUUUAAAAAAUGGAUGUCUCCUGUGGAGCUGGAAGAGGCAAAGAAUGCAGAAGAGAUUAGUAAUAUUUGGAUCAUGGCUCUGAGACUCCCAUGGCUAGCAGCUCCCUUUGUCCGAUCCCAAAUCGAAUUUGCGGUGGGGAAAAUUGUGAAGCAAUAUCCCCCUGAAAGAUACGAAGAAUCCCCGAAGUUAAACAACUUGAAGUUUGACAUUCCUAGGGACCAAAAACACAAGGUCCCAGAAUAUCUUGAUUGGCCGCAGAGCAACGGGUCAGUCAUCAGGAUCCAAGUGGUCACCCAGAUGACGGACUGAUGUUCGUUAUGCAGAGAUUACAGGCACGCCACUGAGAUAUGUCCACAGACAAUC